Cherax quadricarinatus is the source of this 3174-nucleotide messenger RNA. Lineage: Eukaryota; Metazoa; Arthropoda; Malacostraca; Decapoda; Parastacidae. The record is from RefSeq and is a predicted model, not a curated record.
CGCUGGUGGUGGUGACGCUGGUGGUGGUGACGCUGGUGGUGGUGAUGCUGGUGGUGGUGAUGCUGGUGGUGGUGACGCUGCGAAUGAUGGUGACCUCAACCACUACUACUGAUACUAAUGCUGCUGGUGCUACUGCUGGUGACACUGCUGGUGACACUGCUGGUGACACUGCUGGUGACACUGCUGGUGACACUGCUGGUGACACUGCUGGUGACACUGCUGGUGACACUGCUGGUGCUACUGCUGGUGACACUGCUGGUGACACUGCUGGUGACACUGCUGGUGACACUGCUGGUGACACUGCUGGUGACACUGCUGGUGCUGUAAUUUCUACGACAAUCACCGCUGAUGAUGGUGUUUCUGCUGUGACUAACGACCCCUACUACUGCUGAUGCUUCUGCUGUGUUUACGAUAUCUACCACCACUGGUGAUUCCCCCGUGUCUACGACCUUUACCACUGCUGCUGCUGCUGCUGCUGCUGCUGUUCCUCGCUGAGCUCAGCGCUGGGGGCUGGAAACCCCGGGGAACCCCUCAGUCCCAUUGUGGGUUCAGUGAUCGGUGGGGUGUUGGCUGUGUUGUUGCUGUUGAGCAUCGCCCUUGUGGUGGCCAAGUGUAAGGGACGCUCUUCCCACGAGGCCCACAGUCCUCCCUACAGUUUGCGAGAGAGCGCCAGUAGUCCUGGGGAUGCAGGCUACAAGUCCUGUGGGAAGGUAGACAUCCGUCACGACUCCAGUGUCACCCACACCACCGACCCACACGAUCACUCAGGCCUCGACCUUGUCACUGCCUCCCAUGAGUCGGCCGUGAUGACCCACUCCCAUGACUCCAGUACACCUCUUAUAGGCAACGGACGAUUAGUGCAAGGACAGGUGAAGCAAGAACAGAUGUAUCAACAGCAGCAACAGCAGCAGACACAACAGCAGUAUCCUCAGCAGCAUCACUACUCUGAUCAGCAGCAACAGAAACCUCAGCACGUGGUGAGGGUGGAGGCCACAACUGGAGGCGGUGUAGGAGUAGGAGAGGCGCCGUACUACCCAGAAGACGUUCUUCUGGAAGGCGGUAGUUCCUUGCCCUACCAGCCUCAGAAGGUCACCUACGUCCCCGUCUUUGACUACCAGCAUCACCCGCAACACAAGGGUGAACGCGACUGGUCGGCGACUGAGGGCGUGUGGGGCGGCGCGCCUGGACCAGCCGUGGGCGGGGGAGUGGGCGGGAGUGCCGCUAAGGACCAGCCUGACAGCUCGCCUUUGUCUCCAUACGGCGUAGUUGAUCCCCGGCGGCACUCUGCCUACUUGCGCCCACUGGACCAACUGCCUCCCCAGCUAAGCCAGCUGCCGCCGCACCUAGCAGAGCACCAGCUGGGCAGGCAAUAUGUGCCCACUCUCCACCAUCCCCCUCCCUCCACCCCCAGCAUGUUCCAACCCACCUCGGAGCAUGAGAGCGCUGUCUAGUGAUCCAACAGAAGCUGGAGUGCGGCUCUGCCUGGGUGUUGCAUACUCAACUGUACACUAGCAUAUCACUUCUUUCUGAUCACCCUGAUGGUGUACGGCUAUGUUCUAGCUCAGAUUAGCAGAUGUAUGGCCGGUACACUUUGAGUGGGAGUUUAUGUAGCAGUGUACAGCCUGUGUACUCGAUGUAUGGGUCAAGUUUGUGUAUUUGCCAUUUGUAAGUGUAUGGCUCAAGCAGUGGCGCGGACAGGAUUACAAUCUAAGGGGAGGCUUAAAUCCGGAUUUCAAUUUGCUGGGUCAUUAAAAUCAUGAAAUGCUGAAAAAAUCAACGAAAUAGUCUUUAAACAAUAAAUGAUUUCCAGUAUGUAUGUGAAAUUUCUUACUCUCGUCCCCUCUGGGGGCUUUAACCCCCGUGGCUGCACCACUGGGCUAAUGUAUUGUGUGCAAGACCGUGUACCAAGCCCAUGUAACAGCUGCUCAACCCGUGUAACGAAGUGAGGGUACAGAGUUUGGGCUAGCCCUGUGUAACAAGUGUAUGGCCAGUGUAACCUAAGUGUGGGACUAGAACUGUGUGCUAGCCCUGUAUAACACUUACGAGGCACGAGUUAAUAGGUCUGUGUACUAGUUUUUCCUAUACGGUACAUCUCUUUGAUUACUGGGCAGUGUAAGACAGGCCUAAUAGAGUAAUACAUGACCGAGUAUUGGCUCAACACUCUGGCCCCUACACCAGGCUAUCAGCAGACGGAGACACAGGGACCUUGGCUUGCAGCCAUUCCCGGCCCCAGAAUGGUACCACUGAUAUUGUUUACAGACGCUCUCUCACAGAGAAUCGACUCAGUUCCCUGUUAUCCAGGGAAAUUAUUGUGCGUGUGUGUGUGUGUGUGUGUGUGUGUGUGUGUGUGUGUGUGUGUGUGUGUGUGAUGUGAAAGAGCUAGCCUUGUGUUAUUUAUACUACCAAAUGGACUACUAGGCGUGGCGCAUUUCAAGCUUUUUUUACUCGGGGCUACAACACAUACACGUUAGAACUGCUAAUAUAAAAAUACUAAAUGUCAUUAUACGGGGAGAAAUGAGUCCAAAAAUCGGCGUUUCCGUGAUGUGCUAAGUGAACAAAAGUCAUUCUAUCAAAACCCAUAUUUCGCGCACUGAUGAGUCGUGUUUGAAUGACCUCUCUAGUCCCAGAUAUCGCACAGUGAUGUGCCGUGUGUUAGCGGCCUAUCAAGUCCCAGAUAUCGCACAGUGAUGUGCCGUGUGUUAGCGGCCUAUCAAGUCCCAGAUAUCGCACAGUGAUGUGCCGUGUGUUAGCGGCCUAUCAGGUCCCAGAUAUAGCACAGUGAUAUGCCGCGUGUUAGCGGCCAAUCAAGUCCCAGAUAUAGCACAGUGAUGUGCCGUGUGCUUCAGUGACAUUACGUUACCAACCCUACAAUUCCUUCUUCCGGAGGACAAGACUCCUCACAGUCAGAGACAGAAAUGGGUUAAAAGCAUCAGCUCAUUUAUUUUUGUACUUACGUCUAGUGUAAUUCCUGGUUUAAAGUGUGUUAUUUCCCCUGUGGCGCAAGUCAGCUGUGUGGCCUAAACAGUAAUGUGUUUAAACAUAAUUUCUGACAGGUGAGAUUGCAUUUCUACUGUAAAAAUUAAUAAAGCAUAGUAUUAAGCCUCUCUUGAUAAUUGCGAGAGAGAGAGAGGGAGAGAGGGAGAGAGAGAGAGAGAGAGAGAGAGAGAGAGAGAG